CAUGAGUAGUAAAUAAUCCAUUCUAUCUGCUUCUCCACUGCGAACAACGAAAAACAUCCAUGGUUCAAUUUCUCCCAUAUAAAAUCGGCUCAAUUUUCCCCUAAUUCUGCGGCUGAAAAUCGCCGCAGUCUAUGGCGUCGUUAUCGCCGCCGUCUCCCGUUCUAUGCCAUGCGGGAACUCCACCUCGAGGCAGGAGCAAUGAGCUCAGCAGAAACAGUAGGAUUGCGAGCCCUAACAGUAAGCAAAACGGCGGCGCGCUGGGGAACGUCAUUGAAGUCGUGAAGAAGGAUGUGAAGUUUAUGGGAGAUGGCUUGAGCAAAGGAUUGGAAGUAGUGCAUAAGGAUGUGAAGGUUUUAGGAGAUGGUUUGAGCAAAGGAUUGGAAUGGGCGAAUAAGGCGUUUCGGAUUCCAGAGGUUUCGAAGACGGUGGAGGAUUUUGUGUGGCUGCGGAAUGUGGAGGAUCCCCUGGCCGCGGCGCUCCGGUUUCCGUCGUGGCCGCAGCCCUGCUAUACAGAGCUCACUGGUGCUGAUUUGUUUAUGGCUGAUAUCAUGGCCUUAGAGGUGUAUUGUUGGUAUAUGUACUCAUUAUCCAAGAUGUGGACAAAGCCUCUUCCUGAAACAUAUGAUGCAGAGGCAGUUACAGAGUAUUUCACCUUGAGGCCUCAUGUGGUGAUCCUCCGGCUUCUUGAGGUCCUUCUUGCCUUUAUUUCUGCUACAAUCAAGUCCAGAAUCUCUAGCAUCAGCUGUGAUGCAGAGGAGGAUGCUCGCAAAAGUGUAUCUGAUUACAAUUUUGGGAUAAUUUUAAAAGACACGAUUCUGAAUUUGGGUCCAACUUUUAUCAAAGUUGGUCAGUCCCUUUCUACAAGGCCAGAUAUAAUUGGUGAUGAAGUCUCAAAGGCAUUGUCAGAGCUGCAUGAUCAAAUCCCUCCGUUCUCACGGGCUGAAGCGAUAAAGAUUAUAGAAGACGAAUUAGGUUUUCCUGUGGACACUCAUUUUAGCUAUGUCUCUGAGGAUCCGGUAGCUGCAGCUUCAUUUGGGCAGGUUUACAAGGCCAAAACCCAUGACGGAUUUGAUGUGGCUGUGAAAGUUCAGCGUCCUAACUUACAUCACAUAGUUGUUCGGGAUAUUUAUAUUCUUCGUAGAGGGCUAGGACUUCUGCAGAAGAUAGCUAAAAGGAAAAAUGACCUUUGUCUAUAUGCGGAUGAAUUGGGAAAAGGUCUGAUAGGGGAGUUAGAUUACAACCUUGAGGCGGCUAAUGCAUUAGAAUUCAUGGAAGCUCAUUCUCGGUUCACAUUUAUUUGUUUGCCAAAAGUAUUUAAGCAUUUGACUAGGAAACGAGUUCUAACUAUGGAAUGGAUGGCUGGUGAUAGUCCAACUGAGUUGUUAUCUGUUUCAUCUGAGGAGUCCAACCUAAAGCUUCUUGAUUUGGUUAGCAAAGGUGUGGAGGCAUCACUUAUACAACUUCUUGAGACUGGCCUGAUGCAUGCUGAUCCACAUCCGGGAAAUUUGCGUUGCACAUCAUCUGGGAAACUUGGGUUCCUUGAUUUUGGUUUGCUCUGUCGGAUGGAGAAGAAGCACCAGUACGCUAUGCUUGGUGCCGUCGUUCACAUUGUAAAUGGUGAUUGGGCAUCUCUUGUGUAUGAUUUGACGGAAAUGGAUGUGAUUAGACCUGGGACUAACAUAAGGCGUUUUACCAUGGACCUGGAAGAUGCCAUGGGGGAGUUGGAAUUUACCAAUGGAAUACCAGAUGUCAAGUUUAGUCGGGUACUGGGAAAAAUAUGGUCUGUCGCUCUAAAGUAUCACUGCCGCAUGCCUCCAUACUAUGUUCUUGUCUUGCGGUCUCUGGCAUCUUUGGAAGGAUUGGCGGUUGCUGCGGAUCCUACAUUUAAGACGUUUGAAGCUGCAUAUCCAUAUGUUUUUCAGAAGCUUCUUGUUGACAAUUCUGCUGCUACAAGGAGAAUCUUGUACUCGGUUGUGUUCAACAGAAGAAGAGAAUUUCAAUGGCAAAAGCUUGCUGUUUUCUUGAGAGUUGGAGCAACCAGGAAAGGGCUGAAAUCAUUGGUGAAACAAAACACGCAUACUUCUCUCGAGCAAUCUGCAACUGGAAUCACUCCAGAAGUGAAUCUCACAAACCUGGCAUUGAAAAUUUUACCAUCCAAAAACGGCCUCGUUUUAAGAAGACUCUUGAUGACUGCAGAUGGAGCUUCACUGAUUCGAGCGCUCGUUUCGAAAGAAGCCAUUUCAUUCCGCCAAGAGCUUUGUCAGGUCGUUGCAGACAUUUUAUACAAAUGGAUAUCUGGAGCAAUGGAGAAAGGUCUCAAUAUCCCCAAAGGUAGCUCUCCAUUCACAGAUGCAUCCUCUACAAACGACGAAUACAAAUCUGUCUUUACAGAUCGUCGUCUCAGAGUGAUCUUCUCCAAGUGCUAUAAUUCUGCAAGGAAAGAUCCUCUAUUGGUCUUAAGAUUCUGCUAUGCUUCAUUAUCGAUGCUCUUCAUGGCAUCGGCUAUGGCUUGUCGAAGAGUGUUGGCCGCCCUCAUCAGAGCUUACUUGAGUCGCGCAUCCUAUAACUGGAAGCAAAUCUCUAUAGCCAACUAAGGUACUGCUCGAAGCUUUUCCUUGAAGAUAAUCUAAGAGGAGCAAAACAUCCGUUGAAAGGUUACUCUGUAGAGAAAAAAGCUUAUAAAUAAAUAGUGUUAUUUUAAAAUUUUUGACUAUGUAAUUAUGUAAAUGGUAAAAUCUUAUCCCUUAAAUACUUUUUUUUACCUACAAA
Molecule: messenger RNA, 2769 nt
Organism: Salvia splendens (bonfire salvia)
Lineage: Eukaryota; Viridiplantae; Streptophyta; Magnoliopsida; Lamiales; Lamiaceae
Gene: ATATH8
Product: Protein kinase superfamily protein
Exons: 16
Coding region: 132-2594 (820 amino acids)
Biological process (GO): protein phosphorylation
Molecular function (GO): ATP binding; protein kinase activity
Source: RefSeq, a predicted model, not a curated record